CUCAAGCAUGUAAUUCCAAUUUGAGGGUCCACGCAGUAUAAAAAGCAACACAGAGGGCUUUGGUGCAGGCAGAUCUAGGUUGGAGUCUUGGUUCUGCCACUUCCUAAAGAUGAUCUCAGGUUCCUCUGCAUGCUUCCAUUGCAGGGCCAGUAGCACUGUAAAGAGUCUUUUAAAUUGGUUUCAGAAAAUGGAAUGCAGAGGAGAUGGACCCCUCUUUUGCUGUAAACACACAGAAAUAGCGGAUAAAAUCAGAGAUCAGAUAAAUUCGAUGGGUUUGAAAGAAAUCAGAGGAAACCUGGAUCAGGGAGCCUUCUCAAGGAAGGGUGGUGGAAACUACAUGUCCUCCGUAGACGCCAGUUGGAGGUUCAGUUUCAUCUGGGGCACUGGGGACAUGGCCUUGCAGACCUUAGUAAAGACUUGGGAUUUUAGUCAAGUAUGGUGAGAAACUUUUGGAGGGGUUGUACUUAAUGGCCCCAUUUCACAAAUCCUAGGGUAUUUUCCCUUUCUGGAGGAAUGAAAGAUACUACACACACAGCAAAUAGUUUACUGGAUGUCCAAGAGGAAAGGCCAUUGAAAUAAACUGAGGAAUAAAAAGUUUUAAAGACACGAUCCCACUUGAAAUGGAAUUAUCUAUUGGGGAGACAAAGGCUGGAUUUCACAAAACAGCACUACCAGGGAGUAUUCAGUUGCCACCCUGGUGUAGCUGCCAACUCAGAGUCUCUGUGAUGCCUGACACCCCCAGUUCCCAGUACACACCCACAGAAAAAGGCAGAGGCUGCUUUUCUAGACUUUAGAGUUUAAAAUUGGCACUGUCCACAUUAAUAAUAUUUCCUAAUCCAAAUACAAUGGAAUUUUGAUAACAGACUUUAAAAUCUAAAUAACAAAGUGAAUUUUAAUUUUUAUUUGGUUUUUGGUUGAUUAAGGGACAAUAAUUAAUUCUGAUUCAGACCCUUCAAAUCUAAGUUUGCUGUAAGUACAACUGGGCAUUUCACUUUCUGACCAAAACUAUUAUAUAGAAAAGAUCCUCAUCAGAUUGUCCUUUUCUUUGGCAAAUAAGUGUUUUUAAUAUCCUGAAAUCUCUGCAGUCUUUUCUAAAGGAGAGUUGUGUUGAACUGAGAAAACAAUAGAAACAGGCUGUGGCUUUUACUGUGCAUCUGACAAGUUCUGUAAGACCUUAUUCGUUUAGUAACACCCCUCAGUGGAGUGAAAUAUAGUUGACUGUAAAUGGUAAUUUAGAGAUAAUGGUUUGAAUGUAUUAAGUUCAAGCAGCACAUCAAAAGUGAAAGUGGAGCCAGUGUUAAUGUACUUAAUCAAAGAGCACAGGGGAAUGUGGUUUCACCCGAAAUCGGUCAGUCCUUCAAGUUGAGACUGUUCUAGCAAAAUUUAAAGUAAGUUAAUAAAAGGGAACACAGAUCUCAAAAUAUAUAAAGCAUGCAUUUUAGAUGAAAACCCAAAUUAUGUAAUUCUGUGCAAUAUGAGGGACCUAUUUCCUGAGAGGGAAUGGCUAUGGAUAAAAUAAUCAUAGCCUGUAUUUCUUCCCUGGGCCCCACCCCAUCUUGGAGUGCUUUAAUUAGAUACUAACCCAGAUUAAAGUAUUUGCCAUACUCAGUUUCUCCCUUGACCUGAAGAAAUCCAUGGCCAUUGAGAAUCUGGUGCGUUAGAAAACAUCCAGUUUUCUCCAAGUACACCAGGGAGCUUACAUACAGCACCCAGGAGAUGGACUGUAUACGAAAGAAAAAGGCUGACCCCAUUACAUGUUGAUGAUUUAACUCACAUUAUUCUUACCUUCUGGACUGAAGCUUGGAAAGUGUCCAUUGCAUCAUUUACAAGCAGAAAUGUAACAUUUCGGUGCAGGAGAAGGCGAUGUUACCCAUCCCAGGGUAAACCCAGGGUCACUGGUUUAUCUCUCUGUUGGGUAUUUGUGUAUGGGAUGCAGUAACCCCUAAAGCAGUACAAAAUUCAAGCAAACUAAAGGGUGAUCCUUGCAUAGUACUCAGAGUCCAAUGACAUAAAAUGAUGGAUCAAAGGAUUAAUUUUGCUUAAGGAAGCACUUUGGGUUUUGAGUCUCAUUGGACUCAGUUUUCAGCAGGAUGUUUGUUGUGCUCAAGGGCUCAAAUUUGGAAAUUCCAUUACGGGCAUGUAAUGUCAAUUCAGAUGAACUUAAUUGAAACAGGACACUUGAUGAAGACCUGCUGCGCUUAUAAUUUAAAAUUUAGAAAUGGGUAGUGAGAGUAGAUAAUGGGAAGGAUUUUUGCCUCUGAAAUUAGCUCGGUGUAUUAAUUCAGAAAAGCAGUCAGUUGCAUCUGAUUGUGUGCCUUAGUAAUCUGAACCAUCUGCUGCUCUGUACUGAGUUCGUCUCUAAUCCAGCUUACCGCCACAAACCACUCUUCUCUGUCCUUGUGCCCUUGAGCGGACGAGGCUGUGCAAAGUCCGCUCUUAAGGGUGUUGCUGUCGCCGAGGGUAUUUGGAGGUUUUGUCUUUUUUUUUUUCCUUAGGUUUUUGUCUUGACUUUUGGGUUUAUUUUUCUGGGGCAGAAACAAUGGCUUUCUUUAUGAAAACUAUGAUAAGUAACCAGGUAAAGAAUUUAGGACUUGGUGGCGGGUCUGAAGAAAAAAAAGAAGAGGGAGGUGCAUCCGAUCCUGCAGCAGCGCAGGGGAUGACUAGGGAGGAGUACGAGGAGUAUCAGAAGCAAAUGAUUGAGGAGAAGAUGGAAAGAGAUGCUGCAUUUACACAAAAAAAGGCAGAGAGGGCAUGCCUCAGAGUUCAUCUCAGAGAAAAGUACAGACUCCCAAAGAGUGAAAUGGAUGAGAACCAAAUCCACCUGGCUGGGGAUGAUGUGGAUUUGCCCGAAGAUCUCCAGAAAAUGGUAGAUGAAGAUCAAGAAGAAGAAGAAGAUAAAGAUUCUAUUCUUGGGCAGUUACAGAAUCUUCAGAACAUGGACUUGAAUACCAUAAAAGAAAAAGCCCAGGCCACGUUCACAGAAAUCAAGCAGACAGCGGAGCAGAAGUGCUCUGUGAUGUGAGGGGCAGGGCAGGUGUGGCAGAGGGAACUAGGUCAAGGCGGAGGUGCCCUCUCUCCUACAGGGCGCUUCGAGAAGCAUAUACAUUAACGUAGUGAACACACUUAGAAAAACCAUGAUGAUAAAUGCUCUACAAACAGGCAGACAGCAGCUUGACAUUCUAAAUGUCCCUGGUAGAGCAUUUAGCUAGCACCUUGCAGAAGGAAACAUACUUUCCUUUUAGUUGCAAAUGUGGCUAAGUAUGAAUUUUCCUUUGUGAACAAUCAGAACGUAAAUCUGCUUAAAGAUCUUCAGGAUAGCCAGGAAGAAACAAAAGCAGGUGGCAUAUCCUCUCGGAUUUCCUGCCUUAGAGAGCAAAAUCUCACCCUGUCUAACCAUUAGCAUGACUCCAUUAGCAUGACUCCCUGCAGAGAAAGAUGUGGAGGAUCAGGGUGCCCACCAGGAGCCUUAGCUGCAGGCUGAAGGGCAAAGAUCACACCGCCUCUUAUUCCCAGGCUCCUUAUGUUUGUUAUUGAUGCUUCUCAUCACCUGCGGCUCUUGGACAGUUCAAGGCCGAGGUGUAGCAGCAAGGAUAUGGUAAAAGAUGAAAAACUAAGGCAGAGAAUUGACUUCACUGGCCCCUUGCAAGGUGUGAAGUUAGAGGCAGGGGGACACUUGGGGAAGAUAUCUCUGUUUCUGCAUUCAGCGUUUCUCCUCUUGUCUGAACUUGGAGAUGGCAAUGGGGACAAAGCUUGUGGACAAAUAGGGAGCACUGAGAAGUCAAAUCGAGCCCCCCACAUCUCUGUCUGUCUUCCCCUCUCCUCCCCCUUCUCUCCCCUGCUUGCCCUCUCUUCCCAGCUCUCCUCCUUUCUCCUCUCCUGUCCUUCCCCACCCAUCCCUUCAGACUAGCUCCCAAUAAAUCAUGCUGUCAUUCUGUGCCACAGUCUUCUGGGGUGUACACAGAUUUCUUUUUCCUAAUGUUUGCUGUCUUUCCAAGGGAAUUAUUCAAAAGACUUGAACAAUUUACCUCUGAAACACUUGGAGCUGUCUAAAGCCAGUCAAACCAAAAUGAAAUCCUGGUUUUUCAAUGAAUCUGUUUGUAGAUUAACCAUGCUUGAAGACAAAUAUUAUCAAGAACUGCUUUAACAGAGGAGAUGGGAACUAAGACCAAAUACUUAGGGUCUAACCUGUUCUAACCAGAAUUCCUGAAUGUUUUACAAGAAAAAUUUCAUGUUAAAUUAUUAGGGGCCCAGGACCCAUGAUCCUUGGCGAAGUUUUGCCCCUUUUGUAACUUGGUGGGAGAACACCAGUGUAAUGCUCGGGGCUAAUUAGCCUUGGGUCCACUGCCUUAGGCCAGUCUGGCUGCUAUAACAAACUACCAUAGACUGGGUGGGUUAUGAACGACAAAUAGUUCUGGAGGCUGGCAGGCUGAGAUCAGGGUGCCAGCAGAGCUAGGGUGGCGAGGGCACCCUGUGUUGUGGAAUUUUCAUUUUAUCCACAUGGUGGAAAGGAUAAGGGAGCUCUGUGGGGUCUCCUUUAUGAAGAUCACUAAUCUCAUUCUAAUCACCUCCCAAAGGCCCCAUGUCCUAAUACCAACACCUCGGGGGUUAGGAUUCAACGUAUGAAUUUGUGGGGGGACACAAUUCAGACCAUAGUGUCCACAAACCCGAGUUACCAUAGAUACAUUUUAAAGCCAUGCCUGUCUUUUAUCAGAACUGGCAUGUGAGUUACAGUUUGUUUUAUAGCAGACACUAAAAUACUCACAAUUUUUAAAGCUUUGAAACAAUGGAGACGGUUAAUUAUCAGCUCAGUGCCUGACUGUGCCCUGUAACUGGUGGAGUGGCGGGAUGGAGAGGCGGCACAUGUGGCCUUCUGUUUGUACUUUUGUUGUGACAUAAAAUACUGUGGCUGCCAAAUUAUUCCACAGACUGGCUGCAGGAUGGCAUAAAAGACUUGCUUUCUUGUACAGGAUGCAGUCAGCGCUGCUAACGAUAUCAGUAAAUGGGCACUUUAUUUUGACAACCAAAAUCACUCUAGUACCAUUUUGGUCCCUGCCCAGUGGAAUGCAUAGCUGCUAGAAGAUUCUAGCCAUGGUUAUCUGGGUCAUAGCACACCACAGCAUACCAGACAGCCCCUUGCCAACACACGCAACAGGUGUAAAGGGUUGGGGCAGCCAGGGCCUGUAUUACGGCAUUCCGAAGCCCUUUUUCCCUCUAGAAGAUGGUGCCUAUGCCAUGUGAUGAACACAAAAGGCUCUUCCUUCACCAAAACCGGAGAACCCAACAGUCCUAAAGAAAUAGGCAGCAAUCUAUCCUAAACUCCCAUAUAUAAAGUAAUGAAGGAACCGCUUCCAUACCACCCCAGUCUAGCCUCAGUUGAAGGCCUCCAGGGGUGCAGAACAACCCAUCUGCUGCUCCACAGGAAUCCCGCCACUAAACCUUCCAUCUGCGGACUUCAUUAACUGUUAGAAUACCUUUCCUUGCCUUAAGUUGAAAUUGGCUGUGUUUUUGACCCAUUUGUCAAAGCUUUACAGAUAUGCCUAAAUGUCCACUCAAGCUUUGAUGAUGUCCCCACCCAGCUUUCUCUUUUCCAGGUAAGACAUCCUUACUUCUUAUCAGUUCACAUCACACCGUUACUGACAUACUGACACUGUUAACCUGCUGGGUGAACCUGCUCUGUCACGGUCUGCUCUCAC
Molecule: messenger RNA, 5693 nt
Organism: Manis pentadactyla (Chinese pangolin)
Lineage: Eukaryota; Metazoa; Chordata; Mammalia; Pholidota; Manidae
Gene: CPLX4
Product: complexin 4
Exons: 3
Coding region: 2540-3022 (160 amino acids)
Biological process (GO): synaptic vesicle exocytosis; regulation of neurotransmitter secretion; neurotransmitter transport
Cellular component (GO): terminal bouton; SNARE complex
Molecular function (GO): syntaxin binding
Source: RefSeq, a predicted model, not a curated record